This is a messenger RNA of Anarrhichthys ocellatus (wolf-eel), 4898 nucleotides long. RefSeq names its product TNF receptor-associated factor 6 (gene traf6). Gene Ontology annotation, biological process: regulation of canonical NF-kappaB signal transduction; regulation of apoptotic process; protein ubiquitination. The record is from RefSeq and is a predicted model, not a curated record. Gene Ontology annotation, cellular component: plasma membrane signaling receptor complex. NCBI's taxonomy places the organism in Eukaryota, Metazoa, Chordata, Actinopteri, Perciformes, Anarhichadidae. Bases 1229 to 3001 code for a protein of 590 amino acids. Gene Ontology annotation, molecular function: ubiquitin protein ligase activity; zinc ion binding; tumor necrosis factor receptor binding. The transcript has 7 exons.
AACUAAACUCUACAGGUUGCCGUUGAUGACGUCUGGAAAAGAAAAACAGGAAAUUCUGUAGAAACGAAAAAAGAUUCCAGACACUUUCAAAGGCUAAAAGGUAGGUAUUAUAUACGAAUAUGAUCUACUUUCACAGCUUAUAGUCAGCACUUGAACGCCGUUGUUUGCUGAAGAGGAUGCGUGUGUGCCGUCCCUGCUGUUUCGGUCAGUAUCUUUUUCCUCUUAAUCGUUCUUUAGCACACCUAAGUUAAGGUUUAAAGUUGCAGUUCCGCAUCCAGGGGCAUGACUAACUCCUACUAGAUCAAGUGACAACACUGCCGACGCUAUUCACUGUGUGUCAUCAUAGUGUGUCUGCUAUGGAAAUAGUUUGCAACGGUGUCCCCAGUAUGAGCUGGGUGCCACUUUAGUGAGGAUGUUGAGUCAUGCUUACUGUGAAAAAGAAUGACAUUACACGUUACUUCCCAUUAUGGGCGUAACGUUAUAGCUGUACCUCAUUUUAGAGAGUAACGCCAGCUCAUGUAACAGUAUGAGAAAUGCAUGUGGUAGCUACACAUGUGCUACAUUAACAUGGCUGCACUGUAAUUGUGUUGAUAUUAUUGUGUGCUAAGCAACAAAUCCUCAGGAUACUUCCUCAUGAUCAGAAAAUAUAUUCAACACAAGUUCAAUAUUUAAUGUGUCAAUGUAUUGCCAUUUAUUUGAUUGGAAUUUAAUGCAAAACCAAAACCAAACCAAACCAAAAACAAAACCAAAACCUCAAGAUUUCACAUGACCUCACCUCACUGAAACGGGAAACUUGUUCGAAACAAAAAGUAAUCGAUUAUUCAACAAUUCAAAAUACCUUUUGCUGGCUCCAUAAAGCAACCAUGGUGUUUACUAUCUAUGUUAUGGUAGAGGAUAAUGAAAUAACACCGCUGCUGUUUUAAAAUUUAAGGGUAAAAUUAGCUCUGUGUCCCGUUUAUCUGUAGCUUAAAUGGUGUUAAUUUCAGCAAAUGAUACCAGCGUCUGGCUUGUGAUUGUGACGCAGUUCUAAGCCACUUUGUCCAGCUGUUUUCUUGAGGUGUUUCUGUUCCACACAGUUCUUCUUGCAAUGCUCUCGUUAGGCGCUUCAACACACCAUCCUGUGAUACCAAACCUUUCCAUCUGUCUUGAAUAGAAAAGUCUUUGCUGAGCUUUCUUCAGUACCGAUGCCAACUUUGAAAAAUAAGUAACAUUUACACACAGUAUAAUAAUGCCUUAUUUUUUUGCCACUUUCACCCUGAUAUCCAAUGUUUGUUUGUCUCACUCUCCACAGAUGGCUUCAUUUGAAAGCAAUAAGGGAGGUUUGCAGGAGGACAGCUAUGAAGGAGCGGUCGGUGGAGAGCUGUCCAGCUGCGCGUUGGCGAUGCUGGAAAAGGAACGUGAAUGCCUCCUCAGCCCGUCAGAGAGCCCUGGCACCUUCAUCAGCAGCACCUCCACCACUCCCGCCCCCCUCCAGGGCUACGAUGUGGAGUUUGACCCCCCCCUAGAGAGCAAAUACGAGUGCCCUAUCUGCCUCAUGGCUUUGAGGAAUGCCAUUCAAACACCCUGCGGUCACCGUUUCUGCAAGAACUGCAUUGAGAAGUCUAUUCGCGACACAGGACAGAGGUGCCCCGUGGACAACGAAAGGCUGUUAGAAGACCAGUUGUUUCCCGAUAACUUUGCCAAGCGUGAGAUUCUAUCGCUGACCGUUCGCUGUCCGAACUCCGGCUGUGCUGACAAAAUGGAGCUCCGGCAUUUAGAGAAUCAUGUGCCCCGGUGUCAGUUUGCCACCGUGCCUUGCUCGCAGUGCCAGCAGUCGGUGAGAAAGAGCCACCUUGAGGAGCACAAAACAGUGGAGUGCCAAAGGAGACCCAUGACCUGUCCAGAUUGUGUGGCACACUUUUACUAUGAGGAGAGAGAGCUUCAUGAGCAGCAGUGUCCCUUCGCCAGCGUGACGUGCCAGUACUGCGAGAUGGAUCUCAUCAGAGACCAGAUUGAGUCUCAUUGUGACACCGAUUGUCCAAAAGCACCCAUCGCCUGUAACUUCAGCACCUUCGGGUGUAAGGAAAGGAUGCAGCGCCACAACCUGGCUCAGCACAUGCAGGAGUUCACGCAGAUGCACAUGCGCUACAUGGCCGAGUUCCUGCGUGGCCUCAGCCUCAACGGCACCACGCCCAAGUCCCUGUGGACGCUGGGACCUUCCAUUUCCUCCGAGGAUCAAGGGGCUGCAGCAGCAUCAGCAGCGGCCUGUAGUGGGCCAAGAGGAGCUGCGAGCGGCAACGGCAACUGUGCGCCGAGUCAGCCUGCUGAAGAGAUUCAGAGGCUCCGGGAGAUGGAUGGACGGUUGGUGAAGCAGGACCACCAGCUGCGUGAGCUCAUCAUCCUAAAGGAAACGCAGGCUGGCCAGCUGGCAGAGCUCAGGCGCCGAGUGUCGAUGCUGGAGGAGACCGUGAAGGACCUGGAGUCGCAGCAGUGUCACGGCAUCUUCGUCUGGCACCUCAGAGGUUUCUCCGCCCACCUGCGGAACCAGGAGGCGGGCCAGCCAGUGGUGGAGCACAGCCCCGGCUUCUACACGGGCCGUCCGGGCUACAAGCUUUGCCUGCGCUUACACUUGCAGACCCCCAAUGCCCCGCGCUGCUCCAACUUCAUCUCCCUCUUUGUCCACACCAUGCAAGGGGUAUUCGAUGGGCAGCUGAGCUGGCCGUUCCAGGGCACCAUCCGCCUCGCCAUCCUGGACCAGGGCCCAGAGGCUCAGCACCACGUCGAGUUGAUGGAGACCAAACCAGACCUGCAAGCCUUCCAGAAGCCCGUCAUCCAGCGCAACCCCAAAGGGUUCGGCUACGUCACCUUUCUGCACCUGCAUCAGCUGAGUCAGAGAGCCUUUGUUAAAGAUGACACUCUGCUCAUCCGCUGUGAGGUGACGCCACGUCUUGACAAUGUGCUUCACCGUGACGGACCCACUGUGCAGCCCAGAGGACCCGAGGCCUCGGUUUCGAGGGACUAAAGUCAAACUCGUAUCUAUAAUAUCACCAUCAUGCCGAGAUGCCAGCACAGCACAUCUCCCAGUGUUUAAAUACGGCUCAGUUCAUUCUGAUUAAUGGACACCAGGAGAAGAGAAAUUGAUGUUCACACACAUUUAAAAUUUGGACACUGCAAGUAUGCUAGUAUUUAUUUGUUCACCGACUUUUAAAUGUCUGUGAUGUUUGUUUUAAUAAAUAUAAACAGUACGAUCCUUUUUAAUAUAUCUGAAAUGUACAUAGUCACCCGCAUGGUACCAACAUUUAGCGAGCCUCAUAAGUUAAAUUUUUGCACGUAGGUAUGUUUAAUCAGCUCGACAUCACCAGUUUAAGAUGUGCACUUGCUGAAUAUUCCUGGAAGACUUUCCGCUCCUGCUCUGGUUGUUGGAGACAGCACUGAAUGUUAAAUCUGCUAAAUUUGAAAUUCAGCCCGUUAAUAUAGCAGCAGACAAUUAUUUGUUCUAGAAAGAUGUAAUGAAGUGAGUGAAGUCGCUCUCCCUCUGUGUGUGUGUGUGUGUGUGUGUGUGUGUGUGUGUGUGUGUGUGUGUGGUAAUCUGGGCAUUUCUGUGCUUUGUAUACGUAGCCGGUCCAGCCGCACGUGCUUGUUGGAGCGUGCACCGCUGGCUAGCUCAUGGCCGCCACUCUGCACUCAUACUAGCGAAUACCGCUGAAAAACGCCUUUUUCAACCGCCGGCGUUGUCAUCGAAGAGUAACGCCCACCCUACGGUUCCCCCGCAGGUAAACACUGUAGGUCAGCACUGUUUGCACCGCUACCUGAUAUCCGUUGACUCAGCCGUCAGCAUGUUGAGAGCCACGUGGAGGAAAACUCUCAAUCAUAGAAAUGCACUGAAUUUGAAAUUUAGCACAUUUUUAAAGAUAUGUUAAAGAUACCCCUGUGGAGUUUUUUUUUUUGCCCACUAGUGGCGCUAUGGAGCAACGGGAACGUUGCUGGGCUGUGUAGCAAUUUUGUUGUGGGGGUCCAAAGAGACAUUGAGAAAGAGACGUGAAAAAGAAAUGAAGAGAUGCCACAAACACAAAUUACUUCUAAAUGCAUUUUGAGAUCUUAGUCCAACAAAAGUAACACAUCUGGAAGAGCUCUAACAUCUUGUUUUCAUGCCUUUCACGUCCAAAGACAUGGAGCUUUUCUUUUCCUGUGUAUGUGCCAGGUGAGCAACUUUUAUUAGAAUGAAUAUAGAGUGCUAUCUUAGAAUUCGGGAUCCAUUUCUUUUAAUAUAUCUACGGGGAACACAAGAUGCUGAGAAGUAUUACGUCAUAUCUGAUCAUGUUCAUCAAACAGGAGGAGGGCUACACGACAUCCCUCGGUUUCACAGUAGUACACUGGAUGUUUCGUGGUGGUAACAUGGCAAGAAGCUUGGUAAUGUUCACGCAAAGGAGGAAGAACAAGACUACUAGUUGGUGCAUGUGUGGGUAUUUGGAAACAAUGCAAAAUAUUCUAAAGUCUUCUCUGCAAAUGUUUCAUUUGUUGCACCUUACCAAUGCAUUCAGUAUAUUUUUAUGUGUUAUAUCCACAGGGAACUUUUAAGCACGGCCAUUGUAAGGAAUAGCAAAACACAUUCAUGUUUAUUCUUUUGACUGUAUUCUUCUUAAGGCAUCAUUGUGACAUCAGUAAAAAAAGAGACUUUUUAACAUGGAGCUUCUGUUUACAGGGUUUCAUCACCCCUGCAGAUUUAUUACAUUACUGCCGUGCAUAUUGGUCACUAAGUUGCUUUUGACAGAUUCACGAUGCCUUUCACAAAAGUUCCGACCUCAAACCGAUAUUUCCACAGCAGACAUGAAUCUAACAUCACGGGUCGGUGUCUUUAUUUGAAGCCAUUAUUCUGCCAGUUCAGCCUUUACAUGAUGUAAUAAAUAUUGAAACAUUUU